GACCUUUUUGAUAUAACUGAACUAACUAGAUAGAACUGCAGUGGCCGGACAACCUAGUGUUUGUACAAAAUGUAAAUUGAUAGUUCCCCCCUUGUCUUUAGGGAUCUACUUUUUCUCCAGCUGCUCACAACGCUAUCCUUUUUUUCCUCUCACAUCUUUAUAUCCCAUAUAUCACCUUCUUUGACAAUAGCCCCAUAUUUAAAUAAUUCACACAGCCUUUUUUAAAUGUUGUUUUUAAAAUUGAUAAUCUUUAUGUCUGUGUGCAACUCUCUCUGAAGCCCAUGAUAUAACAGACAGAUACAUUGUUUGAUAUCUGGAGCCAUUUUCAAUCAAGAUGAGCUUCCUGCUGCCCAAACUGACCAGUAAAAAGGAAGUGGAUCAGGCAAUAAAAAGUGUAGCAGAGAAAGUUUUGGUUCUUCGAUUUGGGAAAGAUGAUGAUCCUGUUUGUCUGCAAUUGGAUGAUAUUCUUGCAAAGACAUCUCAUGACUUAAGUAAAAUGGCAGCCAUUUACUUGGUGGAUGUGAACAAGGUGCCAGUGUACACCCAGUAUUUUGACAUCAGUUAUAUUCCAUCUACUGUCUUUUUCUUCAAUGGACAGCACAUGAAAGUGGAUUAUGGGUCUCCAGAUCACACUAAAUUUGUGGGAAGCUUUAAAACAAAGCAAGACUUCAUAGAUUUGAUUGAAGUGAUUUACCGUGGAGCAAUGCGCGGAAAGCUCAUCGUACGAAGUCCUAUUGAUCCAAAAAAUGUUCCCAAAUAUGACCUUCUCUAUCAAGGAAUUUAAAUAUUGAUUUGAGAUGAGCAAAACUUGUGUAUUCAUCUUGAAGAUCAUAUUGGUCACCCUUUGAAGACAGACAUUCUGUCACUUUCUUAUAAA
Terrapene triunguis (Three-toed box turtle) is the source of this 877-nucleotide messenger RNA. RefSeq names its product thioredoxin like 4B (gene TXNL4B). The record is from RefSeq and is a predicted model, not a curated record. Gene Ontology annotation, biological process: mRNA splicing, via spliceosome. The transcript is spliced from 4 exons. The coding region runs from base 335 to 784 and encodes 149 amino acids. Lineage: Eukaryota; Metazoa; Chordata; Testudines; Emydidae. Gene Ontology annotation, cellular component: U5 snRNP; spliceosomal complex; U4/U6 x U5 tri-snRNP complex.